Molecule: messenger RNA, 1261 nt
Organism: Cuscuta campestris
Lineage: Eukaryota; Viridiplantae; Streptophyta; Magnoliopsida; Solanales; Convolvulaceae
Source: the annotation of a GenBank genome assembly
UGGCAGAAGACGGGAAGUUCCGAAUUGAAAAGUUUGAUGGUACAGAUUUCAGUUGGUGAAAGAUGCAAAUUGGAGAUUUGCUGGUACAGAAAGAUUUGGACGUGGUAUUGGGUGACAAGCCAGAAAAGAUGUCGGAUGCAGAUUGGGCAAGUUUGGAUCGGAAAGCUAUGUCCGUGAUCCGUCUCUCGUUGACCAAUAAUGUUGCGUUCAACAUUCUGAAGGAGAAGACAGCGAAGGGAAUUACGGAAGCACUGUCUAUCAUGUACGAGAAGCCAUCUGCAGCGAAUAAAGUUUUUCUGAUCAGAGAACUCGUGAACACAAGCAUGAAAAAUGACACUUCAGUUACUGAGCAUAUCAACAAUUGGUCCGGAACUGUUACAGCAGUUACUAGUUCAGUAGGACCUGACAAAUUCACUUUUGAGAAGAUUCGUGACCUCGUUCUUGGCGAAGAUGUCAGAAGAAGGAGUUCUGGUGAGUCUUCGGAAGAAUCACUAAAUAUCGUCAGAUGCAGAAGAAAUAACAGAGGUAGUGGGUGUAAGAACAGACGAAGGAGUCAAUCGAAGACUCGGGAUAGCUCAGGCGUAACGUUCUGGAAGUGCAAUGAGUUGGACGAACAAGGACACGAGGUGAAGUUCAGAGAUGGGCAGUGGAAGGUCGUGAAGGGAAAUCUUGUCAUCGCCCGCGGAAAGAAGAGGGGUUCGUUGUAUAUGAUCGAGUUACCAUAUGAGGGAGUGACCGUCCAAGUUCAGAAGAGAAACAAAGUUCGGUUCAUAGAGUCUCGUGGGCAGAAUAAGGUUAUCUAUGCAAGAGAGAAGCCUAGAGCCACAGGUCAGAUUAGGAUGAACGAGCGAGGAAAGGUUCAAGGAGGCCAGUCAGAGGUAUUUAUGGCCGUGGGAGCUCAAGAGUCGCUUCAGCCAAGUUUCAUAGAAGACAUUGGGUCAGGAGAACCAGCUACUUUAACCAUUCCAUACGCUCUGGUGUCCAUCUUUACGAAUAAGGCGGGUGCUGGACAAGGAUUGUCUGUAGGGAUCCUCAAUCUUUCGUUUGUAAUCCCACAGGUAUAGAUAUACUUCUUUCAUAACUUCAGAUAUCGACAUUAUUAUUGUAAGAAAAAUAAUUAUUGUUCUAUUUUAUUUGUCGUCAUAUGUGUAUAUACCAUAUUUACCAGUAAUCUCAUAACUUGUCAUGUAUUCUUAGUCUUAGUUAGAGUUCCAGCCAUGAAUAUUCAUUCACCAUUAUGGAACAAAGUUUGUAGAUAAAA